AUGUCUGCUCUACUUGCGAUUUAUAGCGACAGUGGAGAAGAGGAAUUCGUGUUGUCAUUGGGUGAAGAUGUCACGUUGCUGUAUAAUACAUCGGAGGACGAUGACGACACCGCAGUCUCUUUUAGCACAAGUGUAUCAGAUGGAAAUUGGCAUCGCCUUGGCAUCAGUAUUAAAGGGGACUCGGUUACGAUGAAUAUCGACUGUAAUCAGCAGAUAACAAAUAAACUGAAAAGAAAUCUUGACCGCCUAAUCACGACGAGUGGCAUCAUCAUGAUCGGUCAACAGCUGGUGGAUGAAAAUUUCUAUUCGGGAGGGCUUGAAUUAUUGAAGAUAGCACCGAAUCCAGAGGCAGCUUACGACAUCUGCUCGACCUUUGCCCCAGAUUGUCCGAAGGAAUUACCUGUAAAAAAAUUGAACAAAAAAGCGGAGAAUUAUUUGGAAGUACCAAGAAAUUCGGGAAUAUCCGUAACGCUGGUUCCAACAUCGAGACCAGCCGAAAACCGUACAACAAUUAAAUAUGAAAAACUGGAGCCAAGAUUUCCUGUAUUUUCCGACAACAAAUCAGUGCACGAGUUGAGCCUGAUAAUACACCUGAAUAAUUCCCUUCUAACUGAUAAGGAAAACGCGACGAAAAUAAGUGAAGAGGAUUUAAGACAUUUCGGAGGAGAGAUCGGUGAAGAUGAAGAUGAAAAUGAAGAAGACAGCACAGAGGAAGGGAGCCUUGAAGAAGAGAAUGAAGAUGUUAACUCAGAAAAUGAGACAUCAGGAUAUGAAGGAUUGUCAAACUUUACGGAAAGCGAAUUAAACGCAGAAAGAGAAACAGAGAAUCCUGGGACAGGGAAUUUCGAGUACGCUGAAAGGAGUCAAAAAAGGACAGAAAUUCCCAGCGAAAGAGAUUAUUACUACAAUUACGGGUAUUACGGUAGAGGACCAGCAGGACCUCGAGGAUAUCCAGGACCCCCAGGAACAGGAGGACCUUCUGGUAACAAAGGAGAGCCGGGAAGAGAUGGCCUCGACGGAGUUCCUGGAGGACCUGGAUCUCCUGGCCACGUGUUUAUGAUUCCUCUAAAUCAACAAGGAUCGGAAAAAGGACCUGACUCUCAAGGAGAUGCCCUGAGAUUGAUGCUGUCGCAGCAUUUAUCAGCAAUAAGAGGAGCUACGGGACCAAUGGGCCUGACAGGAACUCCAGGACCAGAAGGACCACCAGGACCUGCAGGGCAGAAGGGCGAGCCCGGAGAAAUCGGCGAAUCUGGACCCAGAGGAGAAAGAGGGAGUCCUGGAAAUCCUGGGAGGGAGGGUAGAAGAGGCAGAUCUGGAAGAGAUGGAGAAAGAGGACUGGCAGGACCUCCUGGAGAAAAAGGAGAGCAAGGUCUGCCAGGUCUGCCAGGAUUGCCAGGUGACAAAGGUGAAAGAGGUCCACCUGGUGCCGCAGGGGAACAAGGAUUGCCAGGAAAUGAAGGAAUGCAAGGAGAAGAUGGCCCUUCCGGUCUGGCAGGAGCUCCUGGUGAAUUGGGUCCCAGAGGGUUCAUCGGACCACGUGGAUUUCCUGGUCCACCUGGAAAUAGUGGAGUUCCUGGGAACGAAGGUCCUCCAGGACCUAAGGGCAAUGCUGGACCACAUGGUCCACCUGGUCCUCCAGGUCAAACAGGACCUAUGGGUCCUGUCGGUCCCCCUGGACCGCAAGGACUCCUCGGACCAACUGGUCUAGUUGGUCCUCAAGGGAAACCCGGCAUCCCAGGACUUGCCGGUGGGGAUGGACCACCAGGACACCCUGGAAAUCCAGGAAUGCCAGGAUUAAAAGGAGAACAGGGCCCGCAAGGUCCACAAGGUCCUAUAGGAUUUCCUGGAGUGCGAGGUGUUAAGGGGGAUGAAGGGAAACGCGGUCAAUCUGGAGAUCGGGGUGAUAAAGGAGACAGAGGUCCUGAAGGUAAAAAGGGGGAUCCUGGCCUUAAAGGGGAAUCAGGCCACAGAGGUCCUCAAGGAGUUCCUGGUAUGGAAGGCUUGGAAGGACUCAAGGGUUCCGAUGGCCCUCGAGGUGAAACCGGACCAGCUGGUCCAGCUGGUGAAAAAGGGAAAAUCGGGGAUCCCGGAUUUCCUGGAUAUCCUGGAGGUCCUGGAGAGAAAGGCGACAAGGGGCAGUUCGGUACCCAGGGUCCUGUCGGUGACAAAGGAGAAAGAGGCAACACUGGGAUACCUGGUGAUCGUGGUGAGACUGGACCUAGGGGAUAUCGAGGUGAGCGAGGAAAAAGAGGUAUCGAAGGGUUCCCAGGUCCAAAAGGUGACUCAGGGCAGCCAGGACCCCCAGGUCCUCAGGGUGACCAGGGUUCCCCGGGAGUGGAAGGACCACGAGGGUUUACAGGACCUCCAGGUCAGUCAGGAAUGGACGGAAAAAACGGGAUCCCAGGAUUCCCAGGAGAAAGAGGACCUGCAGGAGAAUCUGGAUCCUCCGGACCACCGGGAAGUCCUGGGGUGAUUGGACCACCUGGUCCACCUGGAGAACCUGGCCAGCCAGGUGAACCAGGAAAUCCAGGAAGUCCUGGGAGUCCAGGGGACGUCGGUGCCCCUGGAGAACAAGGAAAGGAAGGAGCACCUGGACCUUCUGGACUUCCAGGGAAAGAUGGGCCACCAGGUCCUGGGGGCUUACCUGGAUUCCCUGGAGAAAGAGGACUCGAUGGCUCACCGGGCAUACCAGGUCUGAAGGGCGAAAUGGGACCCGUUGGAUUACCUGGAGCAGGUGGCGACAAAGGAGCCCAGGGUGAUCCUGGUAAGGAUGGACCACCGGGUCCUGAAGGAAGACAAGGACCGAAAGGUCCUCUUGGGCCUGCUGGCGGGAAGGGAGACAGAGGGGAUCCUGGAAUGCCCGGUCCUUCAGGAAGAGACGGAUUACCUGGUCAAAGAGGUCUACCAGGUCCUCCAGGUCCUGUCGGAGUUCCUGGCGAGGAUGGUGACAAAGGAGACGUCGGAACACCUGGAGAAAAAGGAUUGAAAGGCUUUAAGGGUGAAAUGGGUCCUCCAGGAUUAUCCGGAAUUCAAGGACCAAGAGGUGAGCCUGGGUCCGUUGGUUCCAUGGGAGAAAAGGGUCCACCUGGAGAAAUCGGAAGACAAGGUAGCAAAGGCGAAGAUGGACCAGUUGGAGUCCCAGGACCAGCAGGUCCCAUAGGACCUCAAGGACUUCCAGGACCUUCAGGAGUAAAAGGCGAAGCUGGUGAUAUGGGAGCAGCAGGACCUACGGGCACCAUGGGAAAUCCUGGACUUCCGGGACCAAGAGGUCACAAGGGGGAAGAAGGUCUUCAAGGACCCGCAGGUCCUGAGGGACUGCAAGGACCCAAGGGUGAUGCAGGAACUCCAGGACCUCCAGGAACAGCUGGCGCAGAAGGGAAAUCUGGCGAUAUCGGUUCUCCAGGGCUGAAAGGGGAGGAAGGGAAACCUGGACCAGCAGGUCCUGUAGGACCUCGAGGUCUGGCUGGUCCAGAGGGUCCAAAAGGACACGAGGGUCCUCCUGGUCUUCCUGGUCCUCCUGGAGAACCAGGAUCGGUGGGACCAAAAGGUGAACCUGGGAACGAUGGUGACGAGGGAAAACCUGGUGGACCUGGUCUUCCUGGAGAAACUGGACCUCCUGGGAAGGAAGGAGUUCCAGGACCGCCAGGGAAAAUGGGUCCAGAAGGAACAGCAGGAACACAGGGAAGUCCAGGACCUCCCGGUGAAAAAGGAGAUGCAGGUCCCGUUGGUUCUCCAGGAAAUCAAGGCCACACAGGAUCUCAAGGUGUUCCAGGACCUCCAGGACUCGCCGGAGUAAGAGGACUACCUGGUGCAGCAGGUGAAAGCGGUCCUUCGGGGAUGCCCGGAGCUGUUGGCCAUCCUGGAAAAAUUGGUCCUAUGGGACCUAAGGGUCAUAAAGGUGACAAAGGUCGCCGAGGAAUUAAAGGACACCGUGGAGAACUUGGUUUCCCUGGACUGAGUGGAGAACCUGGAGAAAAAGGAGAAAAGGGAUCCAGAGGACUCACUGGGCCAGAAGGACCAAAAGGGAGUCCUGGUCCUCCUGGAAUUACAGGUCCUAAAGGAAGCGAUGGUCCUCCAGGAUUGCCUGGAAUGGAAGGGCCACCUGGACUCAAAGGAUAUCCUGGAAACGAGGGGGGGAAAGGGGACAUCGGCCCGCAAGGACCUCCAGGACCUCCUGGCGCUCCUGCCGAACAACCUUUAAUUCCCCCUGAAUUACUUUUCUCCAGGGAAGAAAUUGACCGAAGAAAACGGAAUACGCAGGACUCGUAAGUGUUAUUUCAAGGAUCAUGUAAUUAAUGCGGUAAAAUGUUUUCCUUUACAAUUUCCAUGGUCCUCAGGGAGCAAAGGGAAAAUGAAAACAUUCUUGUGGAGAACCUGAAAGAAUCUGAAGAAAACACUUUGGAAUUAGUGGACAUUUAUAAUUCGAUUUACAACAUGGGGAUGGAGUUAGAAGGAAUUCGUAGACCUGCAGGGACAAAAGAAAACCCAGCAAGGACUUGUAGGGACCUCUUUUACGGCCAUCCUGAUUUUGAUGACGGCUGGUACUGGAUAGACCCAAAUCUGGGAAUGUCCGAUGAUACAGUAUAUGCUUUCUGCAACAAGUCAAGCUCCGAAACGUGCAUUUACCCUGAUUUGCAUAACAGCCAAGUGCCGAAUAUCCAGUGGAAAAAAGAUGGCGAGAAGAGCGACUGGUACUCUAAUCUUCGUGGUGGCUUCAAGGUAACUUAUGAAAGUGUUGGAUCGGUGCAACUCACGUUUUUACGACUUCUAAGCGAAGAAGCUUACCAGAAUUUUACAUACACCUGCGUAAAUAGUAUCGCCUGGUACAGCGCUCCUGAUAUGAAUUAUAAUUCUUCCUUAAGUCUACUUGGUCACAACGAAGAGGAAUUUUCGUAUAACAGCAAACAGCCUGAAGUAAUAUUUGAUGGUUGCCAAUCCGGGAAAGGCGCAAGCGAGACCACUUUUACGGUGAAAACGGAAAAGCUUCAAGAACUUCCUCUGAUUGAUUUUCACCCGAUGGAUUACGGAUCGCCAGAUCAAGCUUUCGGUUUCUCCAUCGGACCAGUUUGCUUUAAAUAAUAUAUUCCACGUGUUAA
Messenger RNA from Orussus abietinus, 5096 nucleotides. RefSeq names its product collagen alpha-1(V) chain. The transcript is spliced from 14 exons. NCBI's taxonomy places the organism in Eukaryota, Metazoa, Arthropoda, Insecta, Hymenoptera, Orussidae. Gene Ontology annotation, molecular function: extracellular matrix structural constituent. The record is from RefSeq and is a predicted model, not a curated record.